AUGGGGGCAGAGGUAAAGGGCCCAAAAAUCCAGGAAAAUCCCUGCCAUAAAUCCAGGAAGCAACAUCAGUGUGAUCUCAAUCCUCUUGUUAACAACAUGGCAGGCAAAAUUGUGGUCCUAGCGGCGAUGGUGGGUCUGAUUGUGGCGGCGCCCCAGUACAACUACGAGCCCCCUCAGGCGCCCUCUUCCCUCUACGAGACGCCCCUGGAUGCCGAACCUCAGAACCUCGUCCCUGCAGUUGUCAGCCCGCCGAUGCAAGGAAUGCCGUACGACUUCACGUGGGGCGUCGAGGACGGCGACAGCGGCAACGCCUUCAGCCACGUGGAGAACAGCGACGGCCAGACGACCCAGGGCGAGUACCGCGUCCUUCUUCCCGACGGACGAACUCAGGUGGUCAAAUUCUACGACAACGGCGACGGCUUCAACGCUGAGGUCACCUACGAGAAACAUCAGUGUGAUCGCAUUCCUCUUGUUAACAACAUGGCAGCCAAGAUUGUUGUCCUAGUGGCGAUGGUGGGUCUGAUUGUGGGGGCGCCCCAGUACAACUACGAGCCCCCUCAAGCACCCUCUUCCCUCUACGAGACGCCCCUGGUCGCCGAACCUCAGAACCUCGUCCCUGCAGUUGUCAGCCCGCCGAUGCAAGGAAUGCCGUACGACUUCACGUGGGGCGUCGAGGACGGCGACAGCGGCAACGCCUUCAGCCACGUGGAGAACAGCGACGGCCAGACGACCCAGGGCGAGUACCGCGUCCUUCUUCCCGACGGACGAACUCAGGUGGUCAAAUUCUACGACAACGGCGACGGCUUCAACGCUGAGGUCACCUACGAGAAGUAA
This is a messenger RNA of Penaeus indicus, 834 nucleotides long. RefSeq names its product cuticle protein-like. Lineage: Eukaryota; Metazoa; Arthropoda; Malacostraca; Decapoda; Penaeidae. Bases 1 to 834 code for a protein of 277 amino acids. The transcript is spliced from 10 exons. Gene Ontology annotation, cellular component: extracellular matrix. The record is from RefSeq and is a predicted model, not a curated record.